Molecule: messenger RNA, 761 nt
Organism: Phytophthora infestans T30-4
Lineage: Eukaryota; Oomycota; Peronosporomycetes; Peronosporales; Peronosporaceae
Exons: 2
Coding region: 33-761 (242 amino acids)
Molecular function (GO): protein binding
Source: RefSeq, a predicted model, not a curated record
CUUCUGUUCGCACCUGUGCAAUUGAAGGCGUAAUGUUCGAUGAUGCAUUCACCGCUGAUGCCCCUCUACUGCAGCCCUUUAUUCACAACGCCGCCAUGCGUCCGCUCCUCCAGUUCGCCGCGUCCAAAGAAUUUUCCUCCGUUUCUCCAUCCUGUGGCAAUAACUUCACGAAAGGCGUCAAGGUCUCGCCCGAUGGCUUGUGCAUGCUCACCAACAGCGACGACCACCUCCUGCGUCUCUUUGAAGUGAACAACACGUCGGACAGCAGCAGCAUAUUGCAGGCCAAAGAGGGCGGUGCAGUGUACGACUACGAGUGGUACCCGUUCAUGUCGUCAGCGGAUCCUAACUCGUGCAUCUUCGUAAGCACCAGUCGAGACCAACCCGUGCAUCUGUGGGACGCCUACACGGGCGAACUCCGAGCUUCCUAUCGAGCUUUCGACCAUAUGGACGAGCUGGCGAGCGCUCAGAGUCUGGCCUUUAAUUCCACAGGCACCAAGCUCUUUGCCGGCUUCGACCGGAUGAUUCGAUUCUUCGAUCUUUCGCAGCCCAGUAGGGACUUCAGAGCGAGGCCACUCAGCAAGACUCGACGCUCACGUAAAGGCCAACGGGGACUGAUUAGUACGCUGCACUUUAAUCCGGACCACUCUAAAAUCUAUGCUGCUGGGUCGUAUGCGGGCACUACGUGUGUGUACACGGAAGAUGAAGGAGAAGAGCUACUGGCACUACGUGACCAUGACGGACGGGGGAUUUCUCAAUAUUAA